Messenger RNA from Colletotrichum acutatum, 1258 nucleotides. RefSeq lists its product as uncharacterized. The coding region runs from base 329 to 1051 and encodes 240 amino acids. The record is from RefSeq and is a predicted model, not a curated record. The transcript has a single exon. Lineage: Eukaryota; Fungi; Ascomycota; Sordariomycetes; Glomerellales; Glomerellaceae.
UCUUUGCCAACGUUGGCGUUAGCGUAUUGUUAGCGACAUGUGGCGUCCAGUCGUACUGCAGGACUGGCAUAUCGACAGGGUCGGGUAGAUGGUGUUCGUGAUGCCUCGCUCUUUCUGCCCUCAACAUGGCAGGAGCUAAUGGCACGAGGUGCUGAACACCGGGGUGGCAUGCGGGACAAGGCAUGGCAUCCACCAAAAGAAAACAUGGAAGGUGCAGGCCAAGCCAAUCCGCUUGCUCUUUCCUGAAGGAAAGCAUGGGAAGGCGUGGGAUGUAAUCAACACGAGCGGGGCAAGAGCACGAGAGCGAGCCAGCGAGCAGCGAGCAUGCAUGGCUUCUGAGACCUUUCCGUCCCAUGCUUUUGUUUCCAUUCCGCUUCUUUUGGGCCGGCGUCAAAUUGCACGUUACUGCCACGAGGUCCUUCUUUCUCUCUCUGCUGAUCUUCUCUACUUCUACUCCUCGUCCGCCAGUUCCUCUUUCUGGCACUACUUCGACUUCACUGAACUUACAACCUCUCAAAUCUCGGUUCCAAAACAUCCAACUCCUUCGCCUCGAGUACUUGUUAUCAAACUUUACCGUUCCUUUUCUCCGCACAUAUUUACUGUCAGACAUCUUCUGCAAAUCUCGGGAAAUUCGGGUGUGCGUUUCGAAUGCUUGAAUAGAAGUCUUACUAGUCUAUUCUCUCGCCGAACAAUGCGGCUCUUCCAUCGCCAUCGAAACAAGAAGAAGAACCCGCCUCUCCCUAUCCAAGAAGAUCUGUUUUCACCCCUUGACUCACCAUCACCUUUACCUCCCAUUCGAAAUUUCUCAUACCCAACCGCGGCCUUACAACCACCGUUGGCACCUCCCAUCUUUUCAUCCGCACAGGCGGGUAUUCACCUACCUCCUACCAGCUUUGGAGAAGCACAAACAUCCACACUCAGUAGCGGCAUCGAGCCCCCGUUCUACUGGGCUUCAUCGUACAGAUCCAUUCGGAAAGAAGAAGAAGGAGCCUCGACAGAUUCGCAGUCUUACAUUUCCGAUACUGGACCAGAGGCGUUUGUCUACGGCUAGGGGCCGGUUCCAGAGAAGAAGAAGAAACGGCGAAGUCUCCUCGGAAUCUCAACACCACAGAGGACCAAGAAGACCACCGAAUCCGAAGGACUGCCGAGAGUCGAAAGAAGUUCGCCACAGAAUCCUGGUCGACGUUCUCUCACUGGAUCUCAAUUUACCCAUCCAUCAGCUCGGGCUGUCUUCGGAAGCCCACCUAAGAAGGCGUCU